AUGGACGAGAGGCGAGAUCUUCGCAAGUUUCCCCGUGGGGAGAGAUGUCCAGAAUGUGGUGCUCGAAGAUGGUAUUUGGAGAGUGGUCUGCGCUUCUGUUCCAACGGACAUCAAGUUGAGGGAUUCAUUCAAUUCGACAUCGGUGAUGAUGUCGAUGCUGGCCAGCUUGGUAAAAAGACAAAGAAAGACAAGGAGGUCAAGGAAAAAGAGCUGCGCCAUCUCACGGGGCACGCAGGCAAGAAUCUGUUUCUCGAAUGUCUACAGCUAGUGCUGAGGCAGCAACUCCUUUGGCUCGUUCAGAGCAAAGGCCAUCGAGAAGAGCUUGAGACUGUCGUGCGUGAUCUAUGGGAUCUUCGUAUUCGAGGUUCUGGGGCACUCCUGGCUGAGGAGGAAACACAACAAAUGGGUGAUGGCCUUGCGAUAUUCAGUUCGCAGCCUACAGGCACAGAGAAAGAUGAUGCGCCAAAGACGCAGGGCACAAGAGCUCGUAGCUGGAACUCAGAGGUCAUCUCAGAUUGGCCUGUACCGAGAAUGAUUGAAACCCUGGCCUUGUGCUAUCUCGGAUGCUUGUUGCUCAGGAUACCUACCACGAUUGGGGAGCUUUGUGCCUGGGCCAAUUCUAGAAGAAUGCCUUACAAACGAUCAUACUACGAUCUUCCCAAAGAAAUGCAAGAUCGACUGCCAUCGGCUUAUACCAGGGCCCUCAAAUUACCCCUGCGCUCAUCUCUCAGAGGCAUCGACAUGCACAAUGCCGUGCUAGAUCUCGCUCUCUCAUAUCAUCACAACUAUGGAAUAAUAUUCCCAGCCAUCAAUGAUACACCAACCAUUGUGCAUUUUGUCAGGCAACUUACUUUACCAGGCGAGUGCCCUCAAGACGCUGGCCACUCCUGUAUUGACUGUUCUAGUGGAAACGCUCAUCACAGCAAGAAGCAUACUAUCGACUAUCCCGAGAUUUUGCUCAUGUCGGCUAUUGUGGUUGCAGCGAAGCUGUGCUUUCCGUUAGCUCAACACGCCCCUUUUCUUCGCGCCGCUGGCACAGAGCAGAGUACCAGGUUCGAUUGGAGAACAUGGUUUAAAGGUGCCCAAGAAUUAAUAGAAGCAUCUCAAACCCCUGUUAAGGAGCCCAGCUUCGAUCAAGUUACCGCUGACCAAGUUACUUCAAUGUCGACAGAGGAGCUUGACCAGUACUUUGCUCAUAUUGCGAGCACGAUCGACAGGAAGAAUGAUUCGGAAAUCACCAGGUUAUUUCCAUCAGAGAAGGAUCCUCCUCCAGAGGCUCCUCCAAGAGAAAAUACAGAACAAGACAAUGACCACAAGACGCGGAAUAUCCUUGGUCAAGCAAUUACGGUAAGAGGAGAAGAGGGGUCAGAACAAGACGGGGAAACUCUGGCAGAACCAAGUUAUGAAGCAUUCCGUUCGGUCGAGGACCUUACAGAGACAGCGCUGGCAUUGUAUCAAGCUGCUGUGCAGAUUUUCGUGAAGACCCUGACGGGCAAGACCAUCACCCUCGAGGUCGAGUCCUCGGACACCAUCGACAAUGUCAAGUCCAAGAUCCAGGACAAGGAGGGGAUUCCCCCGGACCAACAGCGACUGAUCUUCGCUGGUAAGCAGCUUGAGGAUGGCCGAACUCUCUCCGACUACAACAUCCAGAAGGAGUCCACCCUUCACCUUGUCCUCCGUCUCCGCGGUGGUAUCAUUGAGCCCUCGCUCAAGGCCCUUGCCUCCAAGUUCAACUGCGACAAGAUGAUCUGCCGCAAGUGCUACUAUCAACAGGCUCGUCUCCCUCCCCGUGCCACCAACUGCCGCAAGCGCAAGUGUGGACACACCAACCAGCUCCGGCCCAAGAAGAAGCUCAAAUAA
Molecule: messenger RNA, 1860 nt
Organism: Fusarium subglutinans
Lineage: Eukaryota; Fungi; Ascomycota; Sordariomycetes; Hypocreales; Nectriaceae
Exons: 9
Coding region: 1-1860 (619 amino acids)
Biological process (GO): protein ubiquitination; translation; modification-dependent protein catabolic process
Cellular component (GO): cytoplasm; nucleus; ribosome
Molecular function (GO): protein tag activity; ubiquitin protein ligase binding; structural constituent of ribosome
Source: RefSeq, a predicted model, not a curated record